Molecule: messenger RNA, 1988 nt
Organism: Cryptococcus amylolentus CBS 6039
Lineage: Eukaryota; Fungi; Basidiomycota; Tremellomycetes; Tremellales; Cryptococcaceae
Exons: 6
Coding region: 1-1914 (637 amino acids)
Biological process (GO): transmembrane transport
Molecular function (GO): transmembrane transporter activity
Source: RefSeq, a predicted model, not a curated record
AUGUCUGCUCCCCAGCAAAUGACCGACAGUCUCGUCGCCCCAGUGCUCGGCAAGACUGCUGACUCCGCCGUUCAAGAGGAAGGCGUCAAGCGCACCGAUGGCAUCGCAGAAGACCCCGAGAUCAAGGACCGUCUGUCCCUAGAGGAGGAUGGAGGGAGCAGUGCUCAGAGCGAGGCCGGUACUAUUGAGGAGAAGAGUAAGGGUGUGUUGGAGAUGGAGUUUCUCACAGGCCGCCUCAGCCGAACCGUGCUCGUCAUUUUGUACGCGACCUUCAUGCUGCUGUCCUACAGUCUGUCUCUCAAUCAAUACACGAGCAGCGCCUACCUUACCUUUGCUGUAUCCGAGUCUUUCGAAGCCCACUCUCUUCAGUCAACCAUCAGCACUGUUGGCGCUGUCUUUCAGGCCAUGGCUCAGCCACCCAUCGCCAAGCUUGCCGACUAUUUUGGCCGAGUCAAGACCUACAUUGGCUGUGUCAUCUUCUACUGCAUUGGCUUGAUCAUUGUGGCUUCUUCGCAGAACAUUGUCGCGUAUGCCGUCGGCAACACAAUCUAUAUUGUGGGUAUAACCGGUCUGUUUUUACUGCAGAACGUCAUCAUUGGAGAUAUCUCCAGUCUCAAAAACCGAUACUGGUGGUCGCAAUUCCCUUCCAUCCCCGGUGCUAUCAACGCCUUCGUGUCGGCCAAUGUCGUCGCUAGUCUGAUGGCCCAUGGUCCCGCAGACAAACAAUGGAGAUGGGGUUUCGCCAUGUUCAUCAUCCUCACCCCUGCUCUCGCACUCCCCAUCAUUACCACCCUCUGGGUCAACACUCGUCCCACCCGAAUGGCCCGCGCCGAUGCCAAAGCUGCCAAAGCCUCUCGUGCACCUCAGUCCCGAGCUGCUCGCUUCUCUCAUCAAGCCAAAAGCUUCUUCUGGCAACUCGACUUUAUCGGCCUUAUCCUCUUUGUCAUCGGUUUCGGCCUGUUUUUCGUCACCAUCACUCUCGCCAACUCAAAGACCGCCAAGUGGUCCGAUGCGCACUCUAUCGCGCAGCUCAUCGUCGGCGCCGUCUUCAUUGCCGCGUUCGUCUGCUACGAGAGGUUCUACGCGCCGCACCCUCUCUUGCCUUUCGUCCUUUUGAAGCGAAAGACCGUCAUCGGCUGUGUCCUUAUCGCGCUCUUCCACCCAGUGGCAGGCCGAAUCGUCUCGGGCUACCUGUACACUUUCCUUCUCGUCGCUGCCGACCAAUCCGUCCUGUCUGCCACGAGGAUCACCUCCUUCCCCACUGUCGCGGGUACCGUCACCGCCAUGAUCGGUGCCCUUCUCUCUUCCCGCUUCCGAAUGCUCAAACCUAUCAUCAUCCUCGGUUUCGUCAUGGAGCUGUUGUCGAUGGGUUUGAUGAUCAGGUAUAGGCGAAGUACGAAUAGUCAGGGAGAGUUGGCGGUGGUGCAGUUGUUAAGAGGAGCAGCGAAUGGGUUCAUCCCGUAUCCUACGCAAGCGCUUAUCCAGGCUGCGGCGCCGCAUGAGCAUUUGGCUGCUAUCACCGCCGGGUGGUUGGUUGUUUACUACCUUGCUGGUGGUAUCGGAUCGGCUAUCGGAGGCGCCAUGUGGACCAACAUCGUCCCCAACAAACUACAAAACUAUCUCAACGGCGACGACGCCCUCAUCACAGCAGCUUAUGGGAACCCUAUCGGGUAUGCUACAAAGUAUGCUGUGGGAACGUUCGAACGUGAUGCGCUUGUGAGGGCUCAGGAUGAAGCUCAGCGCACGAUCGUCAUCGUCGGCACAUGUAUCUCCGUCCUCUCGCUCCUCACAUCCCUCUUCCUCAUCGACAAUCUCAGAUUGCCCGAUACACAGUCGAUUGAGGAGACUGAGAAGGUUGUGGAGGAUGCGGAGAAGGAGCGAAGGGGCAAGGUGGCUGUGCCUGAGGUGAACUGAACGAUGUUGAGGGAUGGUCUCUUCUUUUGAGGGGCUGGGUAAUCUGGAUGGCGAUGGGUAGAUUUAUAGUAGAC